Molecule: messenger RNA, 204 nt
Organism: Penicillium verrucosum
Lineage: Eukaryota; Fungi; Ascomycota; Eurotiomycetes; Eurotiales; Aspergillaceae
Exons: 1
Coding region: 1-204 (67 amino acids)
Source: RefSeq, a predicted model, not a curated record
AUGUCGGUCAGGGGCGCCAACAGCGCGACAUGCCGUUAUCUUCUUGCGCAGAACUACAGUCGUGAACAUGCAUACAUUGCACACGUCAAUUGCACAAGCGGCUUCAACAAAGCCAAUGGCGAAACAGGUAUUGCCUUCCGUAUGCCGUUCAGCGGGCGGCCCGCGGACGCUGUGUACACAUCCAGUGCACACGGGCUUCUGUAG